GGAUAUCCUCCCGGUCGCAAGGAAAAACCGAUGAACGCCGUUAGUCGCAGCUCAAAGAAGCGGUGUGGAAACGAAAAGGUCAAUGCAAAUGAAAAGGACUUGACCCACAGGAAGCAAAACCACAACAGGGCAAAUCAUCAGAAGCUUUUUAGCAGAACCACCAGUAAUACGAUCUCCGACGAGCUCUGCUUUGGAGAGUAUCUGGACUCCACCACCACCAGCUAUCAGACAGAUAAAGGGGGAAAGCUAGAGGAGCCAUUACCGGCCAUUGCCAUGGUGCUGGGCGACUUCCUGGCACCUACUCUCUCAAGGGCCAUGUUGGAAUAUUGGAAACCGUAG
Drosophila subpulchrella is the source of this 339-nucleotide messenger RNA. RefSeq lists its product as uncharacterized. Bases 31 to 339 code for a protein of 102 amino acids. The record is from RefSeq and is a predicted model, not a curated record. The transcript is spliced from 4 exons. Lineage: Eukaryota; Metazoa; Arthropoda; Insecta; Diptera; Drosophilidae.